GAUAAGAGACUGUCUCUGACAUGUUCGUUUCUUUUCCAAUGUUUAUAUUUACUUGACUACAACUGCUGCUCAUCCUAUCCACAAAUCGAGAAAGACUCUCUUUCAGCAGCGGCAUGCAUUCUACAACCAUCCCGCCGCACUUAAAAGAUCGAGUGAUUGCGCGGCGGGGAAAAGAACACAUAUUUGACGAUCUGAAAGCCUCGGAAACCGCUCUCGUCGUCGUCGAUCUACAGAAUGCAUUCAUGAUGCCAGAGGUGUCGCAUGCCUAUAUUGAGCAAGCAGUGACUAUUGUGCCGAACGUCAACCGCCUCGCUGAUGCGACACGGCUUGCAGGGGGUCAGGUUAUAUGGAUCCAGACAGUGUGUGAACCAUUGGAUCAUUCGUGGUCGGUUUUGGAUACGAUGAGCUUAGAUGAGUGGACUGCAAGGCGUCAGAAGGCAUUGGAACGCGGAAGCAAAGGCUGGCAAUUAUGGGACGGUUUGAACACUCAGCCCGACAAAGACAUCUUCAUCGAAAAGACCCGCUUCAGUGCCUUUAUCCAAGGAUCAUCCGAUCUAGAUGCGAUAUUGAAAGCACGUGGUCUACGCACCUUGUUGAUCACAGGCACGGCGACAAAUGUCUGUUGCGAGUCUACGGCCAGAGAUGCCAUGAUGUUAAACUACAGGACGGUGAUGAUCGACGACGGAAACGCCGCAGCGACAGACGAGGAGCACAGCUCUUCGAUCAACGCAUUCUAUCAGAUGUUUGGAGACGUGAUGUCGACAGAUUUUGCUAUAGGAUGCUUGCAGAAUAACACGUAAGGUGUUAACGCUACUACUCGUGGCGGCUUUGACAAAGAUCGUGCGUCUUGAUAUGACCGCCGAUCAUUGGAAAUUUUCUGAAGCCCAUAGCUGUGCUUUGGGCCAUGCCCAACACCCUCCUGCUUGGAGCUAUCUGGAGCGGCAACUUUCAUAUUCUUGCCGAAAACAGUUUACGUUCUAAUCUCAC
Verruconis gallopava is the source of this 987-nucleotide messenger RNA. RefSeq lists its product as uncharacterized. NCBI's taxonomy places the organism in Eukaryota, Fungi, Ascomycota, Dothideomycetes, Venturiales, Sympoventuriaceae. The transcript has a single exon. The record is from RefSeq and is a predicted model, not a curated record. Bases 114 to 800 code for a protein of 228 amino acids.